GCAUUACCCAAUUGGUUUGCUGUUUGAUCUCCAUGCAUCAAAUACAGCCCUUCCUUGGAGCAUCACAGUGCAUUUCAAGAAUUUUCCAGAGAAGGAUCUUCUACACUGCCAUUCUAAGGAUGUGAUUGAAGCUCAUUUUAUGGCUUGUAUAAAAGAAGCAGAUGCUUUAAAGCACAAAAGUCAAGUCAUCAAUGAGAUGCAAAAAAAGGAUCAUAAGCAACUGUGGAUGGGAUUACAGAAUGAUAAAUUUGAGCAGUUUUGGGCAAUAAAUCGAAAACUCAUGGAGUAUCCUACAGAAGAUAGUGGAUUUCGAUACAUCCCAUUUAGAAUUUAUCAGGCAACAACAGAGAGACCUUUUAUACAGAAGCUAUUUCGACCAAUUGCUUCAGGAGGACAGUUGCAUACUUUGGGAGAUCUGCUAAAAGAUGUGUGUCCUAGUGCUAUCACCUCUGAAGAUGGAGAGCAGAAGACUCAAGUGAUGAUUCAUGGAAUUGAGCCAAUGCUGGAAACACCCAUACAGUGGCUAAGCGAACAUAUGAGCUAUCCAGAUAAUUUUCUCCACAUUAGUAUCAUUCCCCGACCUACUGAUUGAAACUCGGCUAUACUGGUAUGAGGAUCAUUCUCAAGCUGGAAUUACAAGGGCAUGUCAACUUGCUUCUGUCAGUCUCAAGAGAGGCAGCCUGAUCAGAAAAAAACAAAAAACAACAAAAACCGAAACAAAACAAGAAGUCCUCACUGCUGCAAGCCAAACAGGAAGAGAGAUCCUAUCAUCAGAUAAGAGCAAUUGGGCUGAUCUUAUUUUGCAUCACCGCUGCUUUUCUUCACCACUGUAAUUAAAUCAGUUGCGAUAUGAAAGAAUUUACAGGGCCUCUGCAAGUCUGGUGUUUUCUUGUAAAAUAUAAUGAAGCUGAAACUGUCAGCCGAAGAGCAAAUGGAAAUAUGCCACUUGAUUGUAUUUCUGAUUAACAAAUAAACAGGGCUGUUUCCUAAAGCGGUACUGUUUCAACUUUGAGAGUGGAAACAUUGGUUUAAUUUUCUAGAAAGUUAGACAUGGAGAGAUUCAGUUACCAAUAGCUUUUUGUAAAAGAUCAAAUUACUGUAAACCCAUCUUUCCUUAAUGAGAAGUUCAUGUUUACAGUAUGUGUAUUGGUAUGCAAAUGAUCUUUUAACUUUGAUAACAAGCAGUGAGAGAUUUUAAAGUAAACCCGUAAGCAUGUUUUGUCAUUUAAAAACAUGCACAACUUAAUAAUUUACAAAUACUUUCAAUUUGUAUGCUGUCACUGAAUACUCCAGUAUGUUUAUUAUUCAAACCAGUUUUCAUAGACUAGCAGUGAUGUAGGAUAAUGUGUCUUGGGAUUUGUCAUGGCAUUUUUGUGCUCAUCUGAAUUUUUUUUUUUCUGUAAGAAUACUUUCUUAAUUUAGUUUAAAAAGAUAUUUUUUUUUAAAAGUAAACCGAUGU
Balearica regulorum gibbericeps (East African grey crowned-crane) is the source of this 1459-nucleotide messenger RNA. Lineage: Eukaryota; Metazoa; Chordata; Aves; Gruiformes; Gruidae. The record is from RefSeq and is a predicted model, not a curated record.